AUGGCUGCAGUUCAACCCUGGCACCGAGUUCUCCGAUACGGCGCUCUCGCCCUUGGUGUCUACCACGGCAAGUAUGCCUACGACCAACUCGCCGUUAUCCGAGCUAACGAGCGAAAGGAAGAAAUCGAAGUCGCCAAGGCUUACAUGGAGCAGACUCACAUCGCCAACAAGCUCGUCGAGGAAGAAGGCAAGCGAGACUCCUACCUUUUCGGUACCAAGCUCCCAGAAGCUCCCAACGCCGCUCCAUACAACGCCACCAACGACAUCCUUCUCACCCUCGAAGGCCCUAACAAGCUCCACCCCCACCUCCAGGCCCUCUGGGAAGCCAACAAGGACAAGGCUCCCUUCGGCAACCACAUCACCAACGGCAAGAAGGAUCUCUUCCCCGGACCCCAGCAGUACAUCGCUUCUCUCCCAACUCCCCUCAUGGGCCGAGCUCGAUCCUCCUUCGACAACCAGGUCCUCACCCUCAACUUCCUCAUCGAAGUCAACAAGAAGCUCGGUAUCGACACCUCCAAGGUCGAGAACAUCGUCUUCCCCAACAUCGUCCGAGACGAGAACAACGUCGUCAAGGUUGUCGGUGGCACUGCUGCUCCCGCUUGCGCCUGGACCUCUACUUUGUAA
This is a messenger RNA of Oikopleura dioica, 624 nucleotides long. The record is from the annotation of a GenBank genome assembly. NCBI's taxonomy places the organism in Eukaryota, Metazoa, Chordata, Appendicularia, Copelata, Oikopleuridae.